CUCUUGCUUACCUGCGCCAUAUUGUCCACGUUCUUUGCCUCACUCGCUCCGUCCGGUCAUUUGCUACUCCGCACAUCUCGAACAAGGUUAAUUGACGACAAGGAAUCCAUAGCUCCGCUCAACUCCACUUGUUCACGAUCCGUGUGGAGCUUCACGUUUCUUGCCCGGUGUCGCUUGUGGGUUAAUUGCCCAAGCUCAACUGGGAUCUCGUCUCACCCGGGUCAGCCAAAUAGAACUUUACGCCCUAAGCUUUCGUCUUCCCGCCGCAUCUUCUCAACCUCUGUUCAUCAAUUUCUUCGCUCUCCCCCUUUUUGUUUUUGUUUUUAGCAGGCCUUGCGCCAAUGCUACCCACGUUCUUUUAGACUUGAAAACACCAAACUGUCGUUCUCUUCGGAAUCUUUACCAUUUAAAUUUAUUCACUCGCUUCGCUACCAUCUUCGCCAUGUUUUUCGCUAGAGGCUCGUCAAUUCUGACAAUCAUUUUACUCUGCCUCUACAUCAACCUUUCAGUUGCAGAUCGAAGAUUGGAUCGAAGGGGUGUACAUUAUCGAAGGCAGGAUGGACCUACACCUCCAUCUAUCACAGAAGCCCAACCUCCGGCACCAAAUUCUCUAACGCCAUCGGCCUCUGGCACACCCACAGACACAGACGCGCGCAGCUCAGAGAAGAGUUCUAGCCAAAGUGUAAGGGCAACUACAACGAGCGCGGCGCCAACCAAUUCUUCCCCGAACACACUACUAACAUCUUCUACGGCAACCUCUGGAACUGCUGUAGCCGAUCCAACUUCUUCCGUUAAUGAUACCAUCUAUAAUUGUGCGUUUUGAUUCACUUGAUCUAUUUGAGCAAAAACUAACCAAUGGUAGCAACACUUACACCAAACAAACUCCCCAUUGCGCCCAGGAUAACCCCGGGCUUUGGUGUGGCUGGUGUCAUUUUGAUAGCUACUGGUGCUGUUUUAACCGUCGUUGGGAUAAAGAACAAACGUCUUCACAUAUUUCUCUCUGCUGCCUACCUUUCAAGUCUAUCCAUCGUGGUCCUCAUCCUAUAUGUCAUGAAUUUACCAGUUAGCGACGCUAUUCAGGGCGCCUACGUUGUUGCCGCUACAAUAACCGGGCUCAUUGUUGGGGGGGCCUCAAUCGUCUUCACCGAGAUGACUGAGGGCUUAGGUGCUCUUCUGGGUGGUUUUUGCUUGAGUAUGUGGCUACUUGUUUUAAAACCAGGUGGACUCUUGACUACGACGACCUCGAAGUCUAUAUUUAUCGGCUCAUUUACUGCCGCCGGGUUUUCGACCUCUUUCAGCCAAUAUACUCGACCUUAUGGACUGAUAGUAGGCAGUUCUUUCGCUGGCGCAACAGUUCUUGUUCUUGGGAUUGACUGUUUUAGCCAAGCAGGCUUGAAGGAAUUUUGGGCUUACAUCUGGGCUCUGAACGAAAAUUUAUUCCCUGUCGGUGCUACCUCGUAUCCAAUGACCAAAGGCAUCAAGGUAGAGAUUGCAGCCAUCGUAGUCCUCUGUAUUGUUGGAAUUUUGUCGCAGAUAAAACUCUGGAAGGUUAUUAGGGAGCGCCGUGAGCAGCGAGCUCUCCAACGACUCGCGGAUGAGCGCAGUGCGGAGCAGGAAGAGAAGGAUGUUGGAAACCGGAUCGAAAUUCUCAAUAAUCAAGAAAGAGAGCAGUGGGAGAAUGUGUAUGGUGAUAGGAAUCAAACGUCGACGGGCAAUUCCCAAAGAGAUUCAGGAGUAGGCGAUAUGGAAAGUCAUAGGAAAGGGCCCACCAGUAUGGUUACUUCGUCACGACGUUCCGGUGAGGAUGAGAUUGAACUGUCGGAUAUGCUAUCUCCUACGCAACAGACGCGAGAUUCAUUCGGCAUGACCAACAGAGGCCAAAAUGGUAAUCAGGUAAUGGUUCGUGUUGCGAGGGACCCGAGCCCUGAACCGGAAUUUGAUGCGAACGGAAUUCGAAUAGGAACUUUGGGGAGACGAAGAAGUCAUGGCUCGAUGAGGGAUGGGGAAUCUACUGAUGCUUUUGGCUCGGACAGUGAAGCUCGAACAGAGGGAAGGCCAUCUAGGAGAGAGUCUAGGCGCUCAUCGAAUAAUCCGCCAGUUUCAGUCAGAGUUUCCAGAGCACCAGACGUUGUUCCUCUUCCAUUCAAAGUGCCGGAAGGCGAGACUGAAGAUGACGGAUCCUCUGUAGCAACGUUUGCCGACGAAGAACAGGACGGUCGGCGUAAAAGUCGAUUUUCCAAGCACAUAUCGGCUGGGUCCGCCAUGAUUCGAAGACUCUCGGAUAGAUCGCUCAUGAGCCCUUCCCCGAGGAGCUCAAGGAGAUUUUCCGUUAACGAUAGUGAGAGUGUGGAAGAGCUAGUCAUACCACACGACGUAGACGACGACCGAGCAAGCUCGGUGGCUGCAACUAUUGAUGGGUUGAGCGACAGUGAUGAUGAGUUGAGGAGCAUCCGUUCUUCCAUCAAUCAAGCACCAGAUACUAGCGAGUCGGCUCAAGUACCCACUGAUGUCGCGGGAAUCGAGGAUGGAAACGUACCAGCCGAAGUUGCGGUUACUAGGGAUGGAAGCGCAUCAGCCGUUGAUGUAAACACUGUGGAUGGAAAUGCACCAGAUCAGAAGGCAACCAAUACAUUAGAAUCAGUGGAAACGUUGGAGGCAGAGGGCAGGGGGGUAGCCCAGAUGAAAUCCUUGACGGCCAGUACAGACCCAAAGAUGGAGCCAGGGGUAGACACCAAUGCUGUAUCCACCGAUAUCGAACAAAGCGGAGCGAUAACUCCAAAGGCUGCACAAUCGGUUGUUUCGACUGUUGAUUCCAGGUCAAAGCCACGAAGCCUUACUGCAGCUCAACUUCCGCCUCCACUCUCUAAAGUAAUGAUGUCGUAUCGAACCAAUGAAUGGGCGAAGCAUCUCAGCAGCGCUGAAACUCCAGAAGUUGAGGAUCUGAAAAUGGAUGAACCUGGUGUGGGAGAAGAGCCAAAACAGAAGGAAGUCUCGGUACCUGUGAAUGUUGAAGAAUUACAACAGACAGCUGAGAAUGCCACACCUCCUCCAAUGCCUCGCAAGGCAUCCAACACGCCAGGAAAAUCCAGUAGUUCCAAGCAUGUCGCGUCUUCAUAUGCAUCUCUUACAGAGGCUUCGCCUAAGACGUCUUUUCAGGAGGAGAAUCCUCGACGCAGCAUGAAUAGACAACGAACAUCGUCGAACCCAGUAAGCCCACAUGCGUUACCUACCGAAGGCUACUACUUUCCCACUUCACCGAAUGUUCCUUUUGGAAGCACAAAUACUCUUAUGGGCCAGCGUGAGUCAAUGGUCCGUAAUAAGAGCCUUUACACCUCACAGGUUUCGCUCCUUCCAAAGGUCCCGCUCCACGCACAUUCAAAGGCCCCACCACAAGCCCACGCGAACUUUAGAAACAUCUCAGCGCCAGUAGGGAGCGAUGCAGGAUCAGUCUACAAUGGACGUCAUAGUAUUAGUAACCCGGUUGUAGAGGAUGACGACAAUAUGUCUCUGGCCGCCCGACGGGACCUCAUCCGCCAAUCUUCACUCGGGCAGAUUUCACCCCCCGUUGUAACACUGCCGCGCUCGCCAAUUCCUUACGAUUCACAUCAGCCAAAGCGCCAAUCGAUGGUUCAAUCCCCAGGCGUACGAGAACAGCAAAUGGCUUCGUGGCGGGCCAGUGUUCAGCAGGAUCUUUCGAGCUCGUAUGUUCCGAGACAGAGCAUUGAGAGGCAGAGGAACGCGUUGUGGAAUGAAAGACAGGCUGAUGAGCAGCGAAAAGCGAUGGAGGCGAAGAUGAGAGGCGAGAGAGAUAGCGCGUUUGAUGAAAGGAUGAGAAGAGGUGAUAUGCUUGAGGCUCAUAGGGAUGCUUUAAGGAGGAUGCAAGCGAGUGCGAAUAAAAACGCUUGAGGGAAGCAAGCAGCGUAAUUAUGUUCUCACAACGACAUUUUCUUUCCUGUAAUGUUAGGUUAUUGGUUGGGAUUAUUGGGUGGUGGGUUUUGAUGAAACGAUUUUUGGGGUCCGUUUGGGACAAAGAGAAGAAAUCAGGAUUCCUGGGGUUGCUUGGUUGGGCUGGGAAGGUACCGGGUGGAUUUUUUUCUGUAUAUAUACCCGGAUUGUGAAAUGAGACAGAUGAAUUGAAGCCGCGAGGUUGUAAUUGAUGAAUACAAUUUCGUGUAGAUAUGUUGAAUGGUUUGAUAGAGUAGAAUUGUGGGGUUUCCUAAAGCUAUCCGUAGCACGAUUGAUUAUUUGGG
Molecule: messenger RNA, 4250 nt
Organism: Hymenoscyphus albidus
Lineage: Eukaryota; Fungi; Ascomycota; Leotiomycetes; Helotiales; Helotiaceae
Source: the annotation of a GenBank genome assembly